UUCCCGUUCACAUGAGCCGGAGAACAACGGAGCUUUCUCUCUAACCGCGCUGGCUGCGGCCUUGCACUAAGUGAGAAAGAGAGAGGCUUGGGGGAGGGGCGGCGUUAGGCCCAAGGCCGGCUGAGGCCCGGAGGUGGCGGGGCAACGGCAGCUACACCAGAGGCGAAUUGGCGAGGUUAUGGACCCCGCCGAGGCUGUGGUACAAGAGAAAGCCCUGAAAUUCAUGGCUAGCUGAUACAAAAAGAAAGGGUUGGGAGAAGAAAAAUAAAGGGCUGAUCCUAGUCAGAAAUCUCUAUACAUCACAUAAGCCACGAAUACACAUGCCUAAAGAUGGAUUCCAACUUACAUCUUCUGGAUACCAAGCAUGGCUAAAACAGUUUAUGAGCACAAGUUUUGGAGAGAAACAGAUGUCCAUGCUUCUUUUUAAUCUCGACUUUUUCCUUCCAUUGGCUGUCUUGCUCGUUGACCAAUAACAUAACAUCCUUAGCAUGCUGAUACCGUUUUUUUAAAAUAUGUUCUAUGCCCCGGUCUCUUUGGCUGGGCUGCUCCAGCCUGGCGGACAGCAUGCCCUCACUGCGAUGCCUGUAUAACCCAGGGACUGGCACACUCACAACUUUUCAGACUUCCUCUGAAAGAGAAGAUUGUAAUAAUGAUGAGCCUCCCAGAAAGAUCAUUCCCGAGAAGAAUGCACUCAGGCAGGCCUAUAACAGCUGUACGAGACUUUGCUUAAACCAAGACACAGUCUGCUUAGGUACUACAAUGAAGACUGAAAGCUGUGUGGCCAAAAAGACUUCUCCUGCAGACAUUGGAGGUUGCAUGGAGGAAGAGUCUUUAAAGACAAAACUUGCCAAUGGUACUUCAAGCAUGAUUGUGCCAAAACAAAGAAAGCUGUCUGCAAGCUAUGAAAAAGAAAAAGAGCUCUGCAUCAAGUAUUUUGAGCAGUGGUCAGAGUCUGACCAGGUAGAAUUUGUGGAACAUCUCAUCUCUCAGAUGUGUCAUUAUCAACAUGGGCACAUAAAUUCAUACUUGAAACCUAUGUUGCAGAGGGACUUCAUCACAGCAUUACCAGCUCAAGGCCUGGAUCACAUUGCUGAGAACAUUCUGUCAUAUUUGGAUGCCAAAUCUUUGUGUUCUGUUGAACUAGUAUGCAAGGAAUGGUACCGGGUGACGUCUGAUGGUAUGCUGUGGAAGAAACUGAUUGAGAGAAUGGUCCGUACCGACUCAUUGUGGAGGGGUUUGGCGGAGCGAAGAGGAUGGGGACAAUAUAUUUUUAGAAACAAACCACCUGAUGGGAUAAUACCACCAAAUUCAUUUUACAGAGCACUUUAUCCCAAAAUUAUACAAGAUAUAGAGACGAUAGAAUCAAACUGGCGUUGUGGAAGGCACAGCUUACAAAGAAUCCACUGCAGAAGUGAAACUAGCAAAGGUGUUUAUUGUUUACAGUAUGAUGAUCAGAAGAUAGUGAGUGGUCUACGAGACAAUACAAUCAAGAUCUGGGACAAAAAUACCUUAGAAUGCAAGAGGAUUCUGACUGGACACACUGGGUCAGUUCUUUGUCUCCAGUAUGACGAGCGAGUAAUCAUCACUGGAUCUUCAGAUUCCACUGUCAGAGUGUGGGAUGUAAAUACUGGUGAGAUGCUCAACACGUUGAUCCAUCAUUGUGAAGCGGUACUGCACCUGCGCUUUAAUAAUGGGAUGAUGGUUACAUGUUCUAAAGAUCGUUCCAUUGCUGUUUGGGACAUGGCCUCCCCAACAGACAUUACUUUACGAAGGGUUCUGGUUGGACACAGAGCAGCCGUCAAUGUGGUAGACUUUGAUGACAAAUACAUCGUGUCAGCAUCAGGGGAUAGAACUAUAAAGGUAUGGAACACAAGUACCUGUGAAUUUGUUCGUACCUUAAAUGGCCACAAACGAGGCAUUGCAUGUCUACAAUAUAGAGAUAGACUAGUUGUCAGUGGUUCAUCUGAUAAUACAAUUAGGUUAUGGGACAUUGAGUGUGGGGCCUGUUUGCGGGUCUUGGAAGGCCAUGAGGAACUGGUGAGAUGCAUUCGUUUUGAUAGCAAGAGGAUAGUCAGUGGAGCCUAUGAUGGAAAAAUUAAGGUCUGGGAUCUGUUAGCAGCGCUCGAUCCCCGUGCCCCUGCUGGAACCCUCUGCCUGCGCACUCUUGUGGAACAUUCUGGCAGAGUUUUUCGACUCCAGUUUGAUGAAUUUCAAAUUGUCAGCAGUUCACAUGAUGAUACUAUCCUUAUCUGGGACUUCCUGAAUGAUCCAGCUACGCAAGCAGAAUCAAACCGCUCCCCAUCCAGAACAUAUACUUACAUAUCCAGAUAAAUGGUACUAUACUCUAGAUUACAGUUGCACAGACUGAGCUGCAAUACUUAAAUGAUCUGCCAAUGCCAGGGCAAAAGAUUUAUCUUCAAAACAGAUUGUUGAAGAGACAGAGGCUCUCAGUCGCUUUCGGAACCAAGUUCUCAUGCAGUUGAUCUCAAAAAAGUUCUUCUCAGCACAGCUGACUGCUUGGGUGCUGCUAUAUCAAAGAUUUAUUUUAUCUUUCCUGAAUGACUGAUGUGCACACUUUCCGUCUUCACAAUGAGUCCCCUCAACAAUUCUUAUCCCCCAUGCUGACUUCCUAUAAAUAUAUUUAACAUGUCAGAAUUUCUUGCUUUGCUCUUAAGCAGAAAAAUCAUUGCCAUCAUUCAUUCAAUUGGGAAUCCCUUUUGAUGAGCAAGUAAGAGAGGAACAGCGGGCUGAUGCCUCUAACUUUUGAGACUUAUAUAGAUGGUCCCCCUCUUUCAUUGUAAGAUGGCCUUGGACUGUAAAGAAUUGCCAGGUUAAUGCCAAAUGAAGGCCCAGGUGGCCGGAAACUAGUUAAAUGGUCAUAAUGGGAGUUUAAAACAAUUUCAGUUAAGACCUUUGCAUUUAUUUAUCUGUAUGAAAUGUUAGUCUGAGAGAUGCUAGUAAAUGAAAAUGUAAGUUUUAUUUGUUAAGUCUAAUAUUGCUUAAGUGGAGAGGUUUAUUGAUCAUCAAUUUCCUUGUUUUGAUGGAUGCCAUAUUUAAGGAAGGCAUAGUAGAAACAGUUACAGAAACUACAGGGUUGCCCACACACUUAUAGCUUCCUACCUUUUUCCUACAUCUAUAUUAAAUAAAUGCUUGCCAAAAAAAAUCUUAUUCUUCCUACAAACCUAGUUGAAUCAUUUGUGAAUGAACCAGCAUUUUUGUAUUCUCCCACCUAAUUAGAAAGGAACUUAUAAAAUAGUUGAUAUUAUGACUCCACAUUUCAGCCUUCAAGCUGGAAGCCCAGUUUAUGUAGGAAGAGAAAAUAGUGGGAGGGAAAUUGGUGCAGAUUUAGAGAUAAAUUGGUGCAGAUUUAGAGAUAAAAAUAAACUUGUUCUUUAUUUCUAAGUAAUCCCAUGAUAAGGCCAUUACGCGGUCACCCUCACCAACUGGGGGUAUUGGAAGAUAGGAGCUGAAUUCAGUUGGCAAAGGUUUUUUUUUAAGUGUGAAAUUCCAGAAAACAAAAUGCUUAUGUUGCUAGAGUAGUAAUUGCACCAGUACAAGUCCUAGUAGCAAUCUCAGUGGAUCCUAUGUUGAUGGGAACGGAGAAUAUUUGGGCAGCUGGUUCUGUCUGUGUUUUUCAUCCCAUAUAUAAUCUAUUAUCCAGACCCCUAUCAACAAGGAAGUAUAGCCUGAGACGUUGGUUUUCUUGGGAAAGAUGCUAAUCCAAUAUGCAAGUGUGUCUAGAAUGUAAUUUUUUUGAGUUCAGGAUUGUUGUUUUUUUGCUACUACUAAUUAUUUCCUAUAGCAAGAGGAGAAGAAAGAAUUAAGUUAUGGUUAGAAACUUACUAUUACUCUUUAAUCAUUCAUCACUGUUCUCCUAUGUACAAGGCCUACAGCUUUUGCCAUGUGUGUGACAUGCAGUGCAGAAUAUCAGGAGAUUAUUCUCAUCUUCAAAUCAGCAUUUCUCAAUUUCCACAACUUUAAAUGUCUGGACCUGGGAAUUCUGGGAGUUGAAGUCCACAUAUCAUAAAGUUGCUGAAGUUGGGAAGCACUGAUUCAAAUCAAUGUUUUCUCUCAUGAAUGACCUCAGUGUUAGUGCAUGUGUGAUUGUUUUCUCCUGCUCCUGGGUGGAGUUUUAAAUAGGGUAAGAGGUGGCUAGUGCAACUUUGCUUGUAUAUUCAGUCCUGCUCUUUCCUGCUGUUUUACCCAAACAUUUUCCCCAAUCUGUUUGUUUUUAAACAAACCAAAUACUGGCCAGAUAAUCUUGAUGUAUAAUAAAUGUUUUCAUAGAGAAAGUCUCAAUUUCAAGGAAAAAGCUGAAAUUCAGCUAUUUGGAUAGAGUUAUAAUAAAAUCAUUCAUUGCCAUGAAAGUGGCCACAAAAGAAAUACUUUUUCCUUUCAACUUCACCCUGCAUGAACUUGAAAGAAACUUCCUGUUGAAUCUCCACUAAGGCUUUGUGGUUCAUUGGCUCAAAAUAUUCACCUUGUGUUUUCUCUUCUCUUAAAAACAUUAAAUGGAUUGAUUGAAUAUGUAAUUCUCACAUAUCUAAAGUAAAUUUUGCUUUGGAAUGAAUACUAACUUGGAAUUGUGAAUUGUAUGUUCACAGUGGAAGCAAAUUAGAGCACAACUAAAUUUUAGUCAUAAGAAAAAUUCUUACUAUAAAAAUUUGUAUUUCUAAUACUUGCAGUUGUUUAUUUAAAACAAAAAUGUUCAAUUAGGGACACAGCUGAAUAAAAGAGUCCCUUGUAAUAAUGCUGAGCCAUUUUCACUGUUCCAUCAUCAGGGAAGCUGAGCAUUUUAAAGAUUAUAUUAAGAAUUUAUGUAUGUUUAUUACAUUAAAAUGGGAUAAGCACCCCACUAUGCAGUUAACAAAAUCUAUUUUGAUUAAAUAAGAGACUAAGGAAAAAGCUUCAUGUGUAUUCCUCUUUUCUGGUCCCACAGAUAACAAUCCUUUUGAGCCUGUAUGAGUAGUGGGAUUUCACACUUCUCAAAAUUAAACGUUUGGGGAUUUUACUCUCUGAGUGAAAUUCUAAUAGAUCUAGUAACAGCAGCAUCAAGAGAAUUGUAGGUCUGUGUAAUUUCCUGCUGCCCUCUUGGUUUAGGAAAAUCUUUUAAAACUAUUUAAUUUUUUUCAUUUUAAGUAGCCUAUGUGAUGCAUUUUAACAUUACAAGCUAUACAUAAUUAUUUUUUCUUUCCCUACCUAAAUAAUCAAAUUAUUAUUUUCCUGAAAUAGAAAACUUUCCAAAGAGUUGUUUUUCACACUAUAUCUAGAUCAGGGGUCCCCAGCCUUUUGGACCUCAGGGACCACCAAGUUCAUAAUUUUAAAUCCCGCGGACCACUAAUACGAAUCCAGUGCACUGCUUGCUGAAGCGCGUGGACUCCCAGUGAUGGGAUGGGGUCCUUCGGGCAAUCUCCCUCCCCUCUCUUUCUUUCUCUCUCUCCCUCUCUCUUUCUCUCUCUCCUCCCUCUCUUUCUCUCUCUCACACUCUUUCUCAUUCUCUCUCUCUCUACUCUCUCUCUCCCCCCCUUCUCUCCCACUCAUUCUCUCUCUGUUUCUUUCUGUCUCUCUUUCAUUCUUUCUCUUUCUCUCAUUCUCUGACUCUCAUUCUUAUUUUUUAUUUAUUUAUUUAUUUUGUCACAAGAGUAUAUAUAAGCAUAAGCAUGAAAUAACUAUAAGAUAUAUAAGCAUAUAUAUAAGCAUAAGUAUGUAAUAACUAUAUGAAAUUUGGAUACAAUCAAAGGAACAUUAGGAUAGAAACAAUAGGCAAGUUGGUGCUCUUAUGCAUGCCCCUUAUAGACCUCUUAGGAAUGGGGUGAGGUCGACAGUAGAUAGUUUUUGGUUAAAGCUUUGAGGAUUUUGGGAAGAGACCACAGAGUCUGGUAGUGCAUUCCAGGCAUUACAACUCUGUUAUUUAAGUCAUUUUUUCUGCAAUCAAGAUUGGAGCGGUUCACAUUAAGCUUAAAUCUGUUGUGUGCUCAUGUAUUGUUGUGAUUGAAGCUGAAGUAGUCUUCAACAGGAAGGACAUUGUAACAGAUGAUUCUAUGAGUUAGACUCAAGUCAUGUUGAAGGCGGCGGAGUUCUAAAUUUUCUAAACCCAGGAUUUCAAGGCAUAAGGUAUUUUGUUGUAAUUAGAGGAGUGGAGAACUCUGUUUCUCUCUCUGUCUCUCUCAUUCUCUCUCUUUCGUUCUGUCUCUUUCUUUCAUUCUCUCUCUCUCUCUUUCUCUUUUCUCUCUCUCUCUCUUUCUCUUUCAUUCUGUCUUCUCUCUCUUUCUCUCUCCCCCUCUCUCCCCCUCUUUCUCAUUCUCUCUCUCUCUCAUUCUCUUUCUUUCAUUCUGUGUUUCUCUCAUUCUCUCUCCCACCUCUUUCUCUCUCAUUCU
Molecule: messenger RNA, 6377 nt
Organism: Ahaetulla prasina
Lineage: Eukaryota; Metazoa; Chordata; Lepidosauria; Squamata; Colubridae
Gene: BTRC
Product: beta-transducin repeat containing E3 ubiquitin protein ligase
Exons: 19
Coding region: 520-2331 (603 amino acids)
Molecular function (GO): protein dimerization activity
Source: RefSeq, a predicted model, not a curated record